AUGAUACCUGCCGAUGCACCACCACCCGCAAGUAUUGGGCGAGUGAAUAAUUACGGUGGAGGUCCGAUGAUUCCUCGACGAGAACGCCGUCAGUCCAGCAGCAUGUUCAACAUCUCCCAAAACAGAGAGCUGCAAAAACUACCAUCCAUAAAAGAUGCCGAGGGAAGCGAGAAAGAGACUCUGUUCAUCCAGAAGUUACGACAGUGUUGUGUCGUUUUUGACUUUGCCAACGAUGCUCUCAGCGAUUUGAAAUUCAAAGAAGUCAAGCGAGCUGCAUUGAACGAACUCGUCGACUACGUUUCCGCUGCUUCCAAAGGCACCCUUUCCGAUGCCGUUUACCCGGAGGCCAUCAACAUGUUUUCUACGAAUCUGUUCCGUCCUUUGAGUCCUCCAACAAAUCCGAUUGGCGCUGAAUUUGACCCAGAUGAGGAUGAGCCAACUUUAGAAGCCGCGUGGCCACAUCUUCAGUUGGUCUACGAGUUCUUCCUGCGAUUCCUCGAGUGCCCAGACUUUCAAUCACAAGUAGCUAAGAGAUACAUCGAUCAGAACUUCAUUCUCCGUCUUCUCAUGAUCAUGGACAGUGAGGAUCCACGAGAACGCGACUUCCUUAAAACAACGCUACACAGAAUAUACGGAAAAUUCCUUGGACAUCGUGCAUAUAUUCGGAAACAAAUCAACAACAUUUUCUACUCAUUCAUCUACGAAACUGAACGACAUAACGGGAUCGCCGAGUUACUCGAAAUCCUUGGAAGUAUUAUUAAUGGAUUUGCCCUUCCUCUUAAAGAAGAACACAAGACAUUCUUACUGCGAGUUCUCCUACCAUUGCAUAAAGUCAAAUCACUCUCGGUCUAUCAUCCUCAACUCGCCUACUGCGUCGUACAAUUCAUCGAGAAAGAUUCUUCUCUGACUGAACCUGUAAUCAAUGGAAUGCUCAGAUUUUGGCCGAAACAGCACAGUCCAAAAGAGGUCAUGUUUUUGAAUGAGUUGGAAGAAGUUCUCGAUGUGAUUGAACCUGUUGAAUUCCAAAAGAUUAUGAUUCCACUGUUCACCCAAAUUGCUCGAUGUGUGAGUAGUCCUCACUUCCAAGUUGCCGAACGGGCGUUAUACUAUUGGAACAAUGAAUAUGUGAUGUCUCUGGUUGCUGAUAAUGCGCGUGCUAUUAUCCCCAUCAUGUUUCCAGUUCUGUUCAAAAACAGCAAGUCACACUGGAACAAGACCAUCCACGGACUCAUCUACAACGCUCUAAAAAUGUUCAUGGAAAUGAACCAGAAAUUGUUCGACGAAUGUUCGCAGGCUUAUCAAAAGGAGAGAACCAAUGAAAAAACACAAAAUGAAGAAAAAGAGAAAAUGUGGGAUAACAUUGAAAAGAGAGCGAUGGGAAAUCCACAGUACAUGGAAGUCAAGGCCCUGUUCGCUCGCUUCAACCCAGAUGAUAUUAUCUGUACCCGACAGAAUGGAACAGAUGAAGCAACAAAAUCAUCAACCGAGCUUAGUAAAGAAGAAAUAUUGAACAAUGCUGUGGGAGUGAGUUCGUUGAAAGAAGAUCGCGACUUCGGGCCGAAUCAUAAACAGUCUGAUUUUCCUCCAGACGAGCAAACGACGAGAGCUCUCGGCGAGUACAAGCGUCACGAUCAGUUCCUGAAAAAAGUGACGAGCUCCGACGAACAGUGA
Caenorhabditis briggsae is the source of this 1671-nucleotide messenger RNA. It is a transcript of the gene Cbr-pptr-2, whose product is annotated as Protein CBR-PPTR-2. NCBI's taxonomy places the organism in Eukaryota, Metazoa, Nematoda, Chromadorea, Rhabditida, Rhabditidae. Bases 1 to 1671 code for a protein of 556 amino acids. Gene Ontology annotation, molecular function: protein phosphatase activator activity. The transcript is spliced from 5 exons. The record is from RefSeq and is a predicted model, not a curated record. Gene Ontology annotation, cellular component: protein phosphatase type 2A complex; cytosol; nucleus. Gene Ontology annotation, biological process: signal transduction; protein dephosphorylation.